AUGCUGACGCAAAUGCAGCUGCGUUGGAUCAGCCACCUGGUGCGCAUGGACAACGAGCGAUUUCUCAAACGACUCUUCUACGGAUACGUCGCGACUGGUUCUCGCCACGAAGGAGGCCAAAUUCGCCGUUACAAGGAUAGCCUGAAGUCCUCCCUGAAACGCCUGCAAAUCAACCCGACCAAGUGGGAGGAGCUCGCAAUAGAUGGACCGACACACGCUGCGAUCUACGAAGCCAACCGCAUCGCUGCCGCCAAAGCGAAACGCGAAGCCCGCAAAUCACAACUUCGCCCAGUACGCAACGCCGCCGCACAACCGCUUCCAACGUGUCCUCGAUGUCAACGGACAAUCCAGGCUCGAAUCGGACUUGUUGGACAUCUUCGGAUUAACUACGCCUCUCGAUCUGCAUCAAUCAUCGUCCCCCCGCCCGCCUCUUCCUCCUCCUCUCCGCCUCCAACUAACUCUGACAACUCUUAUCGCCCACCACUUCCAUCCCGCGCGCAACAACCGACACCAUCACCACCUCCCCCGACUCCUGCGAUGAGGAUCAGGACUACACCUGCCCUCACUGCGACCGCACCCUCACCUCACACAUCGGCCUGGUCGGUCACUACCGAAUCCGUCGCACAGAGACUGGCGAACCAGUGCCUGGAGCACUCACCUAUACUCACCAAGCUCGUCUCAACUUCCCACACUGCCCGCGCACUUUCAGGCAUCGCAUAG
This is a messenger RNA of Spirometra erinaceieuropaei, 720 nucleotides long. The record is from the annotation of a GenBank genome assembly. Lineage: Eukaryota; Metazoa; Platyhelminthes; Cestoda; Diphyllobothriidea; Diphyllobothriidae.